Molecule: messenger RNA, 333 nt
Organism: Nezara viridula (southern green stink bug)
Lineage: Eukaryota; Metazoa; Arthropoda; Insecta; Hemiptera; Pentatomidae
Source: the annotation of a GenBank genome assembly
AUGAAUAGAACAAACAGUCGUGACCCCCAACACUACAACCAGUACCAGGUAUCAAGUCGCAGGUACGGCAUUGACAUUGGUGACAGAGGCUCAGACACGUUACCCCGCUGCGAGCAAAUCGAUUUCACACUCUCUCUUCAUCGCCGGAGCCCGGCUGGUACUGUUACAGCUCAGGUGAUUAGUAUACACGAAACUUAUCAUGAAUCUCCUGAUUCAGAACCAACAUCCUGCCACGAUCGGUGGAUAAUCGGAAACGUAGAUUGCAUCGACCUGUGCAUGAGAGAAGGAGCCAGAGAGAAAGUGGUGUACCAUGAUGCGGAGAUCACGACUUAG